This is a messenger RNA of Scleropages formosus (Asian bonytongue), 1635 nucleotides long. It is a transcript of the gene sh3bgrl, whose product is annotated as SH3 domain binding glutamate-rich protein like. NCBI's taxonomy places the organism in Eukaryota, Metazoa, Chordata, Actinopteri, Osteoglossiformes, Osteoglossidae. The transcript is spliced from 4 exons. The record is from RefSeq and is a predicted model, not a curated record. Bases 176 to 517 code for a protein of 113 amino acids. Gene Ontology annotation, cellular component: cytoplasm.
UGGACGCGCAUUACGGACUGGCCCCGCGGAACAACGCUGUGCACUGACUACAUGAGCGCGCCUCCACGCGCCUCCGCUGAGAAGAUCACUCGCGGUUUGCACGCUUCCUCAGCGCCUUCUUCCUAAAGCUCGCUCUCGUGCGGCCAUCUGCAAGCAGCAGCAUCACAGCAUCGACAUGGUCAUCAAAGUUUACAUCGCGUCCUCCUCCGGGUCCACCUCGAUCAAGAAGCAGCAGCAAGACGUCAUGGGCUUCCUCGCGGCCAACAAAAUUGAGUUUGAGGAGUGUGACAUUGCAGCCAACGAGGAGAACCGGAAGUGGAUGAGGGAAAACAUUCCGGAAGACCAUCGUCCUGCCACUGGGAAUCCGCUGCCGCCCCAGAUCUUCAAUGAGGAGAGAUAUUGUGGGAAUUAUGAAGCCUUUUUUGAUGCCAGAGAAGACAAUGCUGUGUAUGCCUUUUUAGGGCUGACUGCUCCCCCAGGCUCCAAGGAAGCGGAAGCCAAGAAAGAACAGCAGUAGACAGCCAAUGCCUUUGUCAGUCAUCAGCGCCCCCCCUGUUUGUCUUCAGUACUGCAGCUUUGGCCCUGGUGCUUUCUGGGAGAGCACUCAAAGCCAUGACCAUUUGCCACGCCGCCGGAAAUAUCUGCGUCCUCCAUUUCAGUCUGUUUUUAUUCCAGUUAAUUUUUUUUUUUUUUUUUUUUUUUUUUUUUUUUUUUUUUUGUAGUUCAGUUAAAUCGGCUCUGCUUCUCAGUGUCUUCCCAGUUUUUGGAGAUCACACACCAGUGUGCGUCUACGAGAUGCAUUGUCCCUUCCUCCAUCCAGUUGAAUGAGCAUGUGUGCAAUGACCUGCAGUGUAUUAAGAUCCUGCAAUAUGGACAGUGCCAUGUGCUAUGGAGCAUUUUAAACACACAAUCAUUUUUACAUAUUUCAAACAUGUUCAACUUAGAACCUAUGAGCCUUAAGACACCUUGUCUGAACUUGGUACAGGUAACCUUAUGCUUAAAGCAUAGUUUAAUAUAGAUUAAUAUUAUUGCACUGAAGAAGAGGUCAUUGUUUUAAAAAGAAGGGUACCGAUGCAUGUGUCCGAUCGAAGAAUUCAGUGUAUAUUCAGUGUCUUAAUGUGCUUUUUGUUGUUUUCUGUAUUCAUUUUUGCACCUUUUUUUAUUCAACUAACAAACAAAAGAAACAGGAAAAAAAUGCCUGAUUUAUUUUUCUUUUUUAAAGCAAACAGAAAUACAAAAGACGUGUGAAUUUGUCCUGUCAUAAUUUACAAGGAAAACAUUCUGGGUAUAAACUUUUUUUUUUUCUUUUUUUUUUUUUUUUGUUUAGUGAAAUGCAUGGUAAUAAGGAAAACGCUAUUGGUAGAGCAGCAUAAUUAGUGAUAACUUUUGUCAUUGACAGAACACUGGGUGAGAAAAGGAAAAGGUUUGUAAUUGUUUAUACGUUUUGUACCACCCUGAGAUAUGUUUGGUGUUGUGAGGAAAGUGUGCAGAAAUAAGGUCUUUUUGAAAUGGGAAUCGUAGCAGCACUAGUACAGCUUUACGGCUACAGUGCACUCCGCCACUGCUUGUUCAUAGUACAAUUACUGCGUUAUGUAGUGUUUCUUCCAAACAAUAAACUCGCAAUGCAAACCCUAA